Molecule: messenger RNA, 1092 nt
Organism: Diaporthe citri
Lineage: Eukaryota; Fungi; Ascomycota; Sordariomycetes; Diaporthales; Diaporthaceae
Exons: 2
Coding region: 1-1092 (363 amino acids)
Source: RefSeq, a predicted model, not a curated record
AUGGCCACAAACAUUUCUGAGGUCAUUGCGCAACUGCCGCUGCAUCUCCAGGAGCAGUUCCUUCGCUAUGAAGAAACACUGCGACCAAAUAUGUACGCUGCUUCAGGAGUCUCCCUGUUGCUCGUUUACGUCUGUGUUAGCCUUCGAAUCUAUGGUCGGCGCCUUCAAGGGCAAAGCCUGUGGUGGGAUGACUACAUGUCCGUUGCGGCUCUUCUGUUUACAUCUGCAUCUGCAGCGGUACUUACGUACCUCACAUACCUUGGCUUUGGUCGACACGAAAUAGUUUUGAUUUUGGAACAUUCGGAAGAGAUUCGGACUUUUCUGAGGAUGGCGGUCGCCUCGCACGCACUCUACAUCCCGCCCAUCUUCUUCUCCAAACUGUCCAUCCUAUUUCAGUAUCGGCGACUGUUUCCUGCCAAGAGGUUCAAAUCGGUCUUGAUUGCCGUUGGAGUCGCCACUGCCGUGUAUUGCAUUAUAUCCAUGAUUCUGCUCACGGCACUCUGCCUUCCGGUUCAUGUUCCAACGCUUGAGGAUCCACUGGCCCCGCCACUAACAUGUGUCAACCUCGAAUACAUGUUAAUCUGGAUAUGUUCAUGGAACGCAGCUCUCGAUCUAAUCAUUCUUCUGCUGCCGAUGCACUAUGUCUGGCGCUUAAAUACCACGUUUCGACGCAAGCUCCAGCUGACGUUUGUGUUCCUCUUCGGGUCUUUCGUCGUAGCCAUUUCGAUCCUUCGGACAUGGUACUUCAUGGAGUUUGACUUCAGUGAUGCUACAUGGACUGGCUCACCGGGCAAUAUGUGGACCGAGGUUGAGGCCUGCAUGGCGAUUGUUGUGGGGUGCUUGCCUGCGAUGAUGCCUAUCUUCCGUGGGAGUUGCUUUGGAAGACAGAAGCCAGGGGACAAGCCAAUCGCAAACAUCAAUUUGGUGACUUUCGGAUCCAGUGGGAAAAAGAACAAACUGAGAGAUCUCUCCGCUACCAUGACAACUACCGUCAAUGCUACGAGGACCGGUGAUGGAAAUUACACGGAUCUUACUGAUCAUGUCAGCCAUGAGGACCGGACCAGACAGUACAGCAGCGGUGGCAAAUGGUAA